Messenger RNA from Micropterus dolomieu (smallmouth bass), 3995 nucleotides. RefSeq lists its product as uncharacterized. Lineage: Eukaryota; Metazoa; Chordata; Actinopteri; Centrarchiformes; Centrarchidae. The record is from RefSeq and is a predicted model, not a curated record. The transcript has 4 exons. Bases 713 to 1831 code for a protein of 372 amino acids.
GCUGGCAGGUGGUUGUUGCAGAGUCUUUUGAUGACAUCGUCAAUGAUCCAGACAAAGACGUUCUGAUCCAGUUUUACUCUCCAUCCUGUCCACACUGCAAGAAACUGGAGCCGGUCUAUAGAGAGCUGGCUGACACCCUGUACUAUGACCCUCACAUCGUGGUCAGUAAGAUGAACGCAGCCGAUAACGACGUCCCGCUGGGUUACGACGUCCGCGGGUAUCCCACCAUUUAUUUCGCUCCAGCCGGUAAAAAGGACGAGCCCAUAAGAUACGAGGGGGGUCGAGAGCUGAAAGACUUCCUGAAGUUUCUGAAGCGUGAGGCGAGCCACGGUCUGGUCUCCGGCGGCUCGAAAGACGAGCUCUGACGCAUUUCCAUCCAACAAACAGGACUGACUACAGGGACGCACACCAACUGGUCUCAAGUACUGAUCCUGCUGACGGACCUGGACCUGAAUCUGGACUUGAGACAGGAAAUGAUUUCUCAUUUACCAGAAAAACACCCAUCCACUAUGAUGUCAUACAUGACAUCACCAGGCUGCCUGCUGAGUCACUAGAAAAUAGGCUUUUAUAUAUAUUUACACGUUUUGGAGGCUGUUGAAAGGCCCUCUGGGAAAUGCAGUAAUAGAGAGCAGCUGAUGUGAAUAUUUGAGGCUGACGACAAUAAUAAUAAAUUAGCUGAUAUUCAGUUUUUAACAAAUACAAGAAUCCCUUAAUGUGGUUAGAUUUGUUCUGGACACUACGCCGUACCCUACGCCGUACCCUACGCCGUACCCUACGCCGUACCCUACGCCGUACCCUAAGCCGUACCCUAAGCCGUACCCUACGCCGUACCCUACGCCGUACCCUACGCCGUACCCUACGCCGUACCCUACACUGUAUCCCACACUGUACCCUAAGCUGUACCCUACACCUUACCCUACACUGUAUCCCACACUGUACCCUAAGCUGUACCCUACGCCGUACCCUACACUGUAUCCCACACUGUACCCUAAGCUGUACCCUACACCUUACCCUACACUGUAUCCCACACUGUACCCUAAGCUGUACCCUACGCCGUACCCUACACUGUAUCCCACACUGUACCCUAAGCUGUACCCUACACCUUACCCUACACUGUAUCCCACACUGUACCCUAAGCUGUACCCUACGCCGUACCCUACACUGUAUCCCACACUGUACCCUAAGCUGUACCCUACACCUUACCCUACACUGUAUCCCACACUGUACCCUAAGCUGUACCCUACGCCGUACCCUACACUGUAUCCCACACUGUACCCUAAGCUGUACCCUACACCUUACCCUACACUGUAUCCCACACUGUACCCUAAGCUGUACCCUACGCCGUACCCUACACUGUAUCCCACACUGUACCCUAAGCUGUACCCUACACCUUACCCUACACUGUAUCCCACACUGUACCCUAAGCUGUACCCUACGCCGUACCCUACACUGUAUCCCACACUGUACCCUAAGCUGUACCCUACACCUUACCCUACACUGUAUCCCACACUGUACCCUAAGCUGUACCCUACGCCGUACCCUACACUGUAUCCCACACUGUACCCUAAGCUGUACCCUACACCUUACCCUACACUGUAUCCCACACUGUACCCUAAGCUGUACCCUACGCCGUACCCUACGCCGUACCCUACACUCUACCCUACACUGUAUCCCACACUGUACCCUACGCCGUACCCUACACUCUACCCUACACUGUAUCCCACACUGUACCCUAAGCUGGACCCUACGCCAUACCCUAAGCCAUACCCUACACUGUAUCCCACACUGUACCCUAAGCCAUACCCUACACUGUAUCCCACACACCGCUUGACUUUUAACCCAGUUUGAGACUUUAUGUUGCUAUUUUAUGGUUUUUGUUUUGUAUUGAUUUAUUUAUUUUAUUUAUUUAUUUGUUGAUUGAUUCGUGUCAGUGUUCACUUUGUACUCAACCUGGUUGUUUUUAAAUGUGCUUUACAAAUAAAGUUGGAUUAGAUUGGAUUGAAGUAUAAAUUGGCGUUAAAGCCUGAUGUACACUUCUGCGUCGUGUCUACGCCGCGGCCUAAGAUGAAGGCCACGCACACCCGUGAGCAUUUAUACUUGUGCGUAGGUGUCUGUGUCACUCUGCAGUUAUGGCGGUGGGUUUCUAUGUUCCACUGUGGUGAUUUCUGCCGGUGAGCCGGCUAACUUUCCUCUAACUUGAAUGGGGGUAAAAUAAUAAUUGUGCAGCUCUUCUAGACUUUCCAAAUGUUAUUGACCAAUUGGAUCAAACUCUGAUAGUGAAACAUGUCGCGAGGGUUGUGAUCAGAGCUUGAAAUUAACACACGCCAAAUGCGGGUGGAUUUCGGCCGUGGCGGGUAACACAGUCACUCCCACUCGUCACUUUGGUGUGUUUAAAAAUUGUAGUCUUUUCAAAAGGUAUCUGAAAUAACAAAUUGCAAUUUGACACUACAACUCCCAUGAGUACAGGAGAACAACCUUUCCAGAGUUAGUUCUAUUUUAUAAUAAAAGUAGUCAUGCCCUGUAGGAAAGCUUGAGAUGCGUUUGUACGGGAAUAAUCUGGACAAUAAAGACCAGUGAACUCGUUUCAGGUGGACGCAGUUACUCAGAGCUUCAUGAUGAGAAACAGAUGCAAAACAAACAAUCCAAAGUGUCCAAAACUGAUGCAGGCCUCCAUAAAGUUUUAACCCUGUUUCCUUAAUUGUGGAUUUUUUCUUAGACAAAAUAAUUUUCUCUUUGUUUCUAAUGCAGAUAAUUUUUCUACUCUGUAUUAUAGUAUUUAGUGCUGUUAUAAAUAAAUCAACAGCUCUUUCAGUCUUUACAAUGAGAAGCUACUAAAAUGUAAUUUUGGUGAAAACGUGUGGUGAGUAAAAAUGCUGUGUGGCUAGUAACUUUGGAAAACCACUGGCCACAUUGGCUCGUGAGCAAAAAAAGUUAAUAUCAAGCCCAGGAUGCUACCAAGCCGACCAAUCACAGUUCUUGCGUCUCUGUGACAUGUAGUUAGAUUUUUGGGGAGGUGAGCGUUGGGCUACGGCAUAAACUCGACGCAGAAGAAGUAAAAAUCAGGCUUUACAGUGUGGGAAUAAACCUGAGCGCCCUCUGGUGGACAGACGAGACGCUGGCGCUCGUUCAUGAAACGUCUUUUCAGAUUUUAACUUAAUGAGAAGAUAACCUUUUCUUAUUCCUGAAUGACGACACGAACACGUUGAGUGUUUUCAGUUGGUGAUCUCCUUGGUGUUAGAGGACGCUGUGAAAUCAGUCAUCAAUAUUAAUCUUGUUCCUUCUCAGAGUGAAGCGGAUGUACAGCGUUCAAGCUUUUUUCUUUCAGUACUGGAGGGGUCGGAGUGUCUCUUGCUGCCUUCAGAUGAUUCUUUUCAUUGUUGAUUAAUCUGCCAAGUAUUUAAAGUGUUUCUCAGAGUUCAACUUUCCAGCUGUUUAUCUGUACUUAGUGGAACUCAUCUGAUCGUGUGAAACUUUGCGUUUUCAGGACGUCUCUGCGCUCACAUGAUUCAUUCUUUGUCCCUAUUUAUUUUAUGCACAAAGAAAAUGCAACGUAUUUAUAAAUUUCAUUGUCUGUGGAAACAGUUUUUUGUUUUUUAUUGAUAGCCUCUUUGUAUGUUUUGUGAAAAACUGAUGCAAAAAUCUGUUCUGAGCCUUAUUGAUGUUUUACUGAGGAUUUAAUAAACCUCUGAUAUAAACAGCGUCUGUCCACUGAUUCACUUUAUCGAACAGCUGUCUGCCCUUCUUCAGUCUGACUGAAUAUGGAGCCACAUUUAUAUAAUAUGAGAUAAUCCAAACAUUGUAGACACAACAGUUCACCCAUCAAAUAAUCAAUGCAGACGUAGAAUCAGAAACAGAUAAAACGCGUUUUAUUCUGAGAUGUCACAUUUUCAUUGAUGUCUUUAUUAUGCUAGAUAUUUGUUGCUGAGUGUUUUAUAAAAGUUAAGGUUAUAAUGUGCACAAGUGACGAGAUGAUGAUGUGGAGGUCCAACAAGCAG